This is a messenger RNA of Entamoeba nuttalli P19, 813 nucleotides long. RefSeq names its product Gal/GalNAc lectin light subunit. The record is from RefSeq and is a predicted model, not a curated record. Bases 1 to 813 code for a protein of 270 amino acids. The transcript has a single exon. Lineage: Eukaryota; Evosea; Mastigamoebida; Endamoebidae.
AUGAUUACGUUGUUUUUAUUGAUAGUUUAUUCUAUUGCAAAUACGUCUGAUGGACGAAAUCAAUUAUCAGAAAAAUAUCCUUAUGGAAUGGACAAUCAAGGUACAAACUUUAACUCUGAAUUUACAAGUGAUGUAAACAGCUAUCAGAUUCAAAAAUUUGCUGAGAGUGGAGUUUUCAGUGCAAAUCAAGAAAAUUAUGUUCGUGCUAAGUGUAAAACAUGUUGUAGAGUUAUUUUUGCUUCUGAUUAUAAUUACGAAACGCAAAAACAAUUUAUAAAUGAUGAUGAUAUAAAAGGAACUACUAGAUAUGUCAUGGAUAUGGAAUUUGAUGAUAAAAGAUCAGUUAGAUUUUAUCAAGGAAAUUAUGAACAAAAUAUUUUAUUAAGACCAUUAAAAAUGGGAAAUGAACUCCAGUUCUUUGAAUUUGCACCAUAUAAAAUGUAUACAUCAUUUGCAAUUCCAAGAAGAGUACAUGAUAUUAGAGGAGGAGCUAUUAAAGGUGCAACACUAAUUAUUUGGAUGAAGAAAGCACCAUUAGACCCAGGAACAAAUAAUCAAAGAUUUGUUUAUGUACAUCCAUAUCCUACUUCAUAUUAUCAAAAUAGUAACCAGAAUAAAUGGAAAGAUUAUCCUAAACAUUUCUAUCUUCCAUUCUCUGACAGUAACCUUUGUUAUCAAGCUAAACAGAAAACAGAUACCAAAUCUACGUGGACUGGAAAUGCCCAUCUUAAACUUGAAAACAGUUAUCAAAUUGAAGCCGCUUCUUGCGUUACUAAUGAACCAAGGCAAAUUUUUAUUCCAGUCUUUGCAUAA